GGUCGGGCAGCAUCUGUGUGUGGACGAUGCAGGCGGUGGCGGUGACGGUGACGGUCCGGCGGCGGCUGCUGCUGCUCUGGGGCCGCGGCUUCAGCCUCAGCCUCAGCCUCGGCCUCUCCCCGAGCGCGGCCGGCCGUUCUCAUGUCAGUUCAAUGGAGUCCCAGUGCCGAUUAAUACAGACAGGUUUACAGAAACACCAGGAACCAACAGAAAAAGAGAGACCCUCUACAGAACCGGCACAGUCCAAGCAGUCGGAGGAUUUCAGUAUUCUACCUCCAAUGCCAGGACAGGAGAGCUCUUUACGCUGGGAGGGCAAGAAGUAUCAAGAUCUACAUAUAGUGCAUGUUAAGGCCACUUAUAAUAACACACACAUUCAGGUCACCAAUCACGACGGGCUGAGCAUGGUGCGGACUUCAUGCGGUACCGAAGGGUUUAAGAAUACGAAGAAAGGAACCCCGAUUGCAGCUCAGACAGCCGCCAUUUCAGCCGCAGCGAAGGCAAUAAAUCGGGGAAUAACCUUUGUCCGGGUGAUGGUGAAGGGAUUGGGACCUGGCAGAAUGUCUGCCAUAAAAGGACUAAGCAUGGGUGGCCUUCAGGUGGUUUCGAUCACGGACAACACUCCAAUCCCCCACAAUGGCUGCCGGCCGCGCAAAGCACGCAGGAUGUGAAGCCUUGUCCUGUGCACCGAAUGCCGAAUGGCCAGUAUCCAACACACUGCAACAUGAGCUGUGCUGAAAUGUUUGCACUCUAAUUACGAUAGGCGUAUCUGGGAAGCGAGUGGAAGUUACAGCCAAAUCAGACUGUGUGGGUAAAUGAUGAGAACAUACCUUCUAAUUCAGUGUGUAGAGUCUGAUGGACAAUGUGUAGGAAGGAACUGCGGAUGCUGCUUUAAACCGAAGGUAAACACAAAAAGCUGGAGUAACUCAGCGGGUCAGACAGCAUCUGAAGAAAAGGAAUAGGUGACGUUUCAGGUCGAGACCCUUCUUCAAUCUAACCCGAACCCUCAAUCUGAAGAAGGGUCUCGACCAGAAACCUCACCUAUUAAUUUCUCCUGAGACGUUGUCUAAAAAGCUGAGUUACUCCAGCUUUUUGUGUCUAUUUUCUGAUGGACAAUGUGUUGAUUUUCAAAGCACUGAGACUCCUCAACAGCACAGACAAUUGUAAGAGGUGUCAUCAAAUAAAUUGUGAAAAUAUA
Leucoraja erinaceus (little skate) is the source of this 1195-nucleotide messenger RNA. RefSeq names its product mitochondrial ribosomal protein S11 (gene mrps11). Bases 27 to 668 code for a protein of 213 amino acids. Gene Ontology annotation, cellular component: ribosome; mitochondrial small ribosomal subunit. Lineage: Eukaryota; Metazoa; Chordata; Chondrichthyes; Rajiformes; Rajidae. Gene Ontology annotation, biological process: maturation of SSU-rRNA from tricistronic rRNA transcript (SSU-rRNA, 5.8S rRNA, LSU-rRNA); translation; ribosomal small subunit assembly. Gene Ontology annotation, molecular function: structural constituent of ribosome; small ribosomal subunit rRNA binding; mRNA 5'-UTR binding. The record is from RefSeq and is a predicted model, not a curated record. The transcript is spliced from 6 exons.